GAAAGCUUAAUAGAAGGCUGUGAUUAGAGCCCUCCACUGCUCCCCAAUCCAGUUGCUGCAGAUCUAAGCAAGCCACCCAACUACUUUCUCAACAUGUGCCGAGGUUUAGCUGCGCUGCCUGCUAGCUGCUUGGAAAGAGCCAAAGAGUUUAAAACACGUUUGAGAAUUCUACUCCAUAAACCAGAAUUUGGACAUAAAAUUGGAAACCUCAGCUGGAGCACCAAACAAAAAUAUACUUUGGAGGAAGCACUUGGAUGGAAGGAGUCCUUUGAUCAACUGCUGAGAAGCAGAAGUGGCAUGGAAGCAUUUCAUGGGUUUCUUAAAACGGAAUUUAGUGAAGAAAAUCUGGAGUUCUGGCUAGCUUGUGAAGAAUAUAAGAAAAUCCCCACCAAAGCAAAAUUAGCAGCCAAAGCCAACAGGAUCUUUGAAGACUUUGUUCAGAAUGAGUCCCCCAGGGAGGUAAAUCUUGACCAUGAAACUCGAGAGGCAACCAGAAGGAACAUUGCUGGGGCCACUUCUAUGUGCUUUGAAGAAGCGCAAGCAAAAACAUACACCUUGAUGGAAAAGGACUCCUAUCCCAGAUUUCUGAAAUCUGCUUAUUAUAGAGACCUGAUUGAACAAGCAAAUAGCCACAGAACAGGCAAACCUGCACACACCUGAGCCAAUCCCUUGUUAUCAUCUGGAACUGUGUUGGGGAACAGAGACACAGAGUGAAACUGGAGAUGCUGAAAUCCAAGUGAAGGGUGCUAAGAACAUUUCCAUCGCAGAGCUUUGGUUUUUCCUGGCCUGGGACCGCCAAUACUUCCAUGUACCCAGAAGCUCUAUUAAAUGCAGACCUUCUCUAGAAAAAAGGCUGUGAGUUGAAAAAAACCAGGAGAGCCUAUGAAAAAGGCUGAAGAAAUUGAUGCAAGGAAGACUUGGUCUCCAGAUAGGAAGAGAAAUGCAACAGGAAAGGGAAUGAGAAUUAUGAAGAAAAGGUGGAUUUUGAUUGUCUCCUAAAAUGUUUACCAUUUUUGGAGAUACCUCUGUGCAUUCAUCUGUUUGAACCAGUGACAGCCUCCAUCUACUCUUAAAAGCUAGUCUCUGCACCUAUAAACACAGACCAAAAACUGUACAUAGCACAAUUCUCAUAUCUUGUAUACACAACACACACCAGUUUGAAAUUUCUACCCAUUGCAUGUCAGCCUCAGAGGCCUUCUGUUCUCUGCAUGUUUGUACAGUGAUCAGCUUGGUGUUCCAGAGCUUUGCAUCCAAACGGUUUUGCAUUUAUACUCAAGAGAAAGGCUGCAU
Molecule: messenger RNA, 1290 nt
Organism: Notechis scutatus (mainland tiger snake)
Lineage: Eukaryota; Metazoa; Chordata; Lepidosauria; Squamata; Elapidae
Gene: RGS16
Product: regulator of G protein signaling 16
Source: RefSeq, a predicted model, not a curated record